Trypanosoma theileri is the source of this 663-nucleotide messenger RNA. RefSeq lists its product as uncharacterized. NCBI's taxonomy places the organism in Eukaryota, Euglenozoa, Kinetoplastea, Trypanosomatida, Trypanosomatidae. The record is from RefSeq and is a predicted model, not a curated record. The transcript has a single exon. The coding region runs from base 1 to 663 and encodes 220 amino acids.
AUGACAUCUCUUCGUUUCAGUAUUUUUAGAGCUUUAUUAAGACACCAAAAAUUAUAUAACAAUAUUUUAUUGCCUGUGUUUGGUACUCUUCAUCCUUAUGGUGUAAGACACGUAUUCCGGUAUCAUACAGCUCUUUUUCCCUAUGUAUUGAGUUCAUCUGACGGGAAACUUUUAAAAUUGGAAGAAAGCAUACAAAAGGCUGCACUUAAUAAUGAAGGACCCUCACUUGCUAUUACUGCUUUAAAUUGGUUGUCAUGGAUGGAGAAUCGUUUGGCUCAUCUUCCGACUAAAUCCAUACACCAUGCGAAUUACCGAUUUAUUCCUGGUGAAAUAGCUCAAAUUUGUGGAUCAGGAGAAAGAGUGGUGAUCGCUCUUCGUUUUCCUGUUUACAUGACGAGCGAUACUAAUAUGAAUACGGGGGUUUCUGGCACGUUUGAUUUACCUUGGUACCUUGUUAUCCCUUCAUUUUCACAGGAUCUUCCACAAACAAAGGAACAGCUUGUUCCAGAAGUCUUUUUGCGUAAGGUACGACAACCCGUUUCAGUUGGUUAUAACCCUCGUUUGCCUGUUUAUUUUGAGGGUUAUGACAUGAAAAAGGGUGUAUAUGUUCCCCGAAAAUCCAUUAAUGGAAUGGAAAAGAUUUCAACAAGAAUUUGCAUCUAA